UAUCACCAUCAGCCAUUCAUGAUAAUGUAAAGCGCCUAUUUUCCUUCCACAUCAAUGCUGCACUGUGCGCGGAGUAACCGAAUGUGGAGAGUGGAGUUAUAAUCUUAAAAAAUGUAGAUGUCAAUCUUUUAGUCAAUCUCCUUCGACGCCGAUUGGAUCGUAUCACAUUUGCGCAAUACAAGACAUUUCUUGUUGUUCUUCUUUCCCCACCACACCAACCAUGACGGACAAGAUAGUAUCUGGAAAACACGCUUACCGAGCGUAUUAUGUUCUUGGACGGUGCCAUGGGCACCAUGGUCCAGCGUCUCAAAUUAGAAGAAGAAGACUUUCGCGCUGAGGAAUUUAAGAAUCACACUCGUGAUCUACGAGGCAACAAUGACUUGUUGACAUUGACCAAACCCGAUGCUAUCUAUGACAUUCACCGUUGGUAUUUGGAAGCCGGUUCAGAUAUGGUGGAAACCAACACGUUCAGUUCAACUUCAAUUGCUCAGGCUGAUUAUGCUUUGGAGAAAUAUGCAUAUCGUUUGAACAAGGAAGGUGCCGAGUUGGCCAAGCGUGCCUGUAAAGAUGUCACUGAAGCUACGGGCAUCCCGCGCUUUGUUUGCGGUGCCAUCGGUCCUACGAACCGAACAUGUUCAAUUUCACCUUCGGUUGAGAACCCGGCUUUUAGAAACGUUACCUUUGACGAGCUUGUCGUUGCUUAUUCCGAGCAGAUUCGUGGUUUGUUGGAUGGUGGCUCCGAUAUCUUGUUGGUUGAAACGAUUUUCGAUACAUUGAACGCCAAAGCUGUCGUCUAUGCCAUUGACUUGGUGAUGGAAGAGGAUCAACGACCCAAGGUGCCUGUGUUUAUCUCCGGUACCAUUGUGGAUCAGAGUGGUCGUACUUUGUCUGGUCAGACCGGUGAAGCUUUUGUCACGUCACUGAGCCACACUAAUCCCAUGGCCAUUGGUCUCAACUGUGCUUUGGGUGCUCCUCAGAUGAAGCCUUUCAUCCAAAACAUCAGUCGCUUCACAGAUGCACACAUCAUCUGUUAUCCCAAUGCGGGUUUACCCAAUGCAAUGGGCGAGUACGAUGAAACUCCUGCACAGAUGGCAAAGAAUGUCGAGCCCUUUGCCAAGGAAGGUCUCGUCACCAUUGUCGGUGGUUGCUGUGGUACCACUCCCGAACAUAUCAAGGCUGUUGCAGAUGUUUGUCGCAAGUACAGCCCUCGCCCCAAGCCUGCAUACAACCGCGACGUCAUGAUUCUUUCAGGUCUUGAAGUGUUGCGUGUUGAUGAGAACACUGGUUUUGUCAACGUCGGCGAACGUUGUAACGUGGCUGGUUCCAAGAAGUUCUGCAGACACAUUUUGAAGGGUGAAUACGAAGAAGCGUUGGCAAUUGCGCGUGCUCAGGUCGAAAACGGUGCCCAGGUGGUUGACUGUAACUUUGACGAGGGUUUGUUGGAUGGUCAUGCUGCAAUGACGCGCUUUUUGAACUUGCUCGCUUCCGAUCCUGAUUGUUCGCGCGUGCCACUCAUGAUCGACUCGUCCAAAUUCAGCGUCAUUGAAGCCGGUCUCAAGUGCGCACAGGGCAAAUGUAUCGUCAACUCCAUUUCGCUCAAAGAAGGUGAAGAGGAUUUCAUCCGCAAGGCAAAGCUCAUUAAGCGCUUUGGUGCCGCUGUUGUUGUCAUGGCCUUCGAUGAAGAAGGUCAGGCUGCCGAAGCGGACCGCAAGGUUGAGAUCUGUACUCGCUCGUAUCGCAUUCUUGUGGACCAGGUUGGUUUUAACCCCUACGAUAUCAUCUUUGAUCCCAACAUCUUGACCAUCGCCACUGGUAUGGAGGAACACAACAACUAUGGUGUCGAAUUCAUUAAUGCUUGUCGUGAGAUCAAGCGAACCCUGCCUGGUGCCAAGAUCAGCGGUGGUGUAUCCAACUUAUCGUUCGCGUUCCGUGGUAUGGACAAGGUCCGUGAAGCCAUGCACUCUGUCUUUUUGUACCACGCUGUCAAGGUUGGCAUGGAUAUGGGUAUCGUGAAUGCCGGUUUCUUGACCGUGUACGAUGAUAUUCCAAAGGACUUGUUGGAGUUGUGUGAAAAUGCGGUCUGGAACAGGGAUCCUGAAGUUACCGAGAAACUGUUGGAUUAUGCCAAACGUCAUUCUAAGGACGCCAAGAAGGAUGAGGAUCAAGAAGAAUGGCGCUCUUGGCCUGUCACACAACGUAUCACGCACGCCCUUGUGAAGGGUAUCAUGAAGUUUAUCCUCGAAGAUACCGAGCUUGCGCGUCAGGACAAGGAAAAGUACCCCAGAGCCUUGAACGUUAUUGAAGGACCCUUGAUGGACGGUAUGAACGUCGUUGGUGAUUUGUUCGGUAAGGGCAAGAUGUUUUUGCCCCAGGUCAUUCGUUCUGCUCGUGUCAUGAAAAAGGCCGUCGCUCAUUUGAUCGACUACAUUCUGGUUGAAAAGGAAGAAGAUAUGGCAAAAAACGGUGGCGUUGAAGCCAAGGGCAACGGUACCAUCGUCAUAGCCACCGUCAAGGGUGAUGUGCACGAUAUCGGCAAGAACAUUACUGGUGUCGUGCUGGGCUGUAACAACUACCGAGUUGUCGACUUGGGUGUCAUGGUUCCAUUCGACGUCAUUAUCAAACGCGCUAUCGAAGAAAAAGCCGAUCUCGUCGGUCUGUCUGGUUUGAUUACGCCCUCGCUAGAAGAGAUGGUGAUCGUUGCCAAGGAGUUCAAAAAGGCUGGCCUCAGCAUUCCAAUCAUUAUUGGUGGUGCUACAACGAGCAAGAUGCAUACUGCUGUCAAGAUUGCUCCUCAAUAUGAGCAUCCUGUUGUGCACGUCUUGGAUGCUUCUCGCAGUGUCCCUGUUGCGGCUGCUUUGAUCAGUGAUGCUCGACGCGAAGACUUUUUUGAGGAUAUCAAGGAAGAAUAUGCCGAGCUGCGAGAGGAAUACUAUGAAGGUUUGGAAGAGAAACGCAUUUUGUCCAUCAAUGCUGCCCGGGAAAAGAAGUUCCGUAUCGACUGGGGCCUGAACCCGCCAGUGCACGCUCCCAAGUAUUUGGGCGAAAAGGUGUAUAAGGAUGUCCCUCUGGAGAAGCUCGUCAGCCAUAUCGACUGGAAUCCCUUCUUCCAAGUCUUCCAGCUUCGUGGCCGUUACCCGAACCGUGGCUACCCCAAGAUCUUUGAUGACGAAACCGUCGGCGCUGAAGCCAAGCGUGUCUUUGAAGAUGCACAAAGCAUGCUCAAGGAAAUUAUUUCCAAGAAACUCUUGCGCGCUGAAGGUCUUGUCGGUUUCUAUCCUGCCCACAGCAACGGCGACGACAUCGAAAUCUACGAAGACGAGUCGCGCGAAAAGGUCAAGGCUGUGUUCUAUGGCUUGCGUCAGCAAUCCGAAAAGGAGAAUGACGAGCCCUACUACUGCAUGUCUGAUUUCAUUUCUCCCAAAGAAUCAGGCAAGCCCGACUACUUGGGUAUGUUUGCCGUGACCACGGGUUUCGGCUGUGACGAGCUCGUUGCACAGUUUGAAGAGGACCACGACGACUACUCGAGCAUUAUGGCCAAGGCAUUGGCCGAUCGCUUUGCUGAAGCUUUCGCAGAGUGGCUUCACGAAGAAGUGCGCAAGAAUGACUGGGGCUAUGCAUCGGAAGAAAGUAUUUCUUCGGCUGAUAUGUUUGCUGUCCGUUACCAAGGUAUUCGUCCUGCUCCUGGUUACCCUUCGCAGCCGGAUCACACUGAAAAGACGACCAUGUGGGAGCUUGGUGAUAUCGCUAAGAAGACUGGCAUGAUCUUGACCGACUCACUCGCCAUGGAACCCGCUUCCAGUGUCAGUGGUCUUUACUUUGCUCACGAGCAGAGCAAGUAUUUUGCCGUUGGCAAGAUUGACAAGGACCAAAUCAAUGACUAUGCCGCCCGUAAGAAGAUGGAUGUCGCUGACGUCGAAAAAUGGCUCGGCACCAUUUUGGCCUAUGAUCAUUAAAAUUUCCUCCCUCUCUGAAAACCGCAUAUAUACACGUUCCAUUUUCUUUCUUUAUUAUCCCGUUUUCCUACACUUAUACACUUGCCUUCUUUUCUGUACCUUUUUAGAAAAAGUAAUCAUGGAUGACGU
Zychaea mexicana is the source of this 4082-nucleotide messenger RNA. Its product is annotated as methionine synthase. The record is from RefSeq and is a predicted model, not a curated record. Gene Ontology annotation, biological process: pteridine-containing compound metabolic process. Gene Ontology annotation, molecular function: cobalamin binding; methionine synthase activity; zinc ion binding. Lineage: Eukaryota; Fungi; Mucoromycota; Mucoromycetes; Mucorales; Lichtheimiaceae. The transcript is spliced from 10 exons. The coding region runs from base 267 to 3953 and encodes 1228 amino acids.